Messenger RNA from Aspergillus pseudotamarii, 1170 nucleotides. Its product is annotated as aromatic prenyltransferase. Gene Ontology annotation, biological process: alkaloid metabolic process. The transcript has a single exon. The record is from RefSeq and is a predicted model, not a curated record. NCBI's taxonomy places the organism in Eukaryota, Fungi, Ascomycota, Eurotiomycetes, Eurotiales, Aspergillaceae. Bases 1 to 1170 code for a protein of 389 amino acids. Gene Ontology annotation, molecular function: transferase activity, transferring alkyl or aryl (other than methyl) groups.
AUGUCCGUCACCGUUGAACUACCCACAUUCCAGUCUCUUGGGCGCGAGAGCCCGGCCUCAGAAGGCCUGCCCUACUGGUGGCUGACUAGUGGACGCGAUCUUGCUCGCAUGCUCCAAGAGGCACAGUACCCUGAAGAUACACAGCGCCAGUUCCUCCUCUUUUUCAGAGACACGAUCUGCCCCCAGCUCGGAGGCCGCCCUGAAGCUGAUUCACUCCGCAGUGGCGUCGGCUGGGAUGGCAACCCCUUCGAAUACAGUUUUGAACUCAAGAGCUCUGGCAAGGAGCAAGCAGUUCGGUUUGUCGUAGACGUCAGCCCACUACGACCCGCCGAUGAUGCCAACCCCCUCAGCAUCAAGAAUUUUGAGAUUGUCCUUGACGCAUUAGCGAAGAAGACUCCAGGAUUCGACGACACCUGGUACGCAUCCCUGCGGAAGUGGUUCGUGCAUUCCGAUCGCUCGACCGAGGAACAGAAGAGUCUUGUCGCACAGGCAGGGUACCAGAUGCCCAUGAUCCUCGGGUUUGACAUUCGCCGACGUCUCCCCAGCCCAGAUGCCAUCCCGGUCAUGGCGAAGGUCUAUUUCCCACCCUGUUUCACGGCGGUGGCGGAAGGAAUUACACGAUGGGAGGCCGUGCGACGUGGCGUGUAUCAACUGCCAAACAUCGAAUCCCAUCCCAACAUCCUUCGCUCUCUGGAGCUCAUUCAACAAUACCUGGACAGCAAGCCGAAAGAGUAUGAAAACGGUCCGCGCUAUCUGGCGACCGACUUUGUCACCACCGACCAGGCGCGUCUGAAGAUCUACAUGCGACAUCCCGCCGAAUCAUUCGAGGAUAUCUGGGAUUACUAUACCCUCGGGGGAAGGAUCCCAGGCUUAGAUGAGGAUAAGGAGAAAUUCCGCGAGCUCAUGUCGCUCACCGCCUAUAAUCCAGACCCUACGCCGGCACAGGACGGUGGCCAACCACACUAUACCGCGGUGCAGAGAAAAAUGACGGCGAUUUACUUCUCCCUCUCCACGGAUAACCCAACGCCCGCGCCGAAGAUCUGCUUCUACCCUGCGAACUUUGCAGCCAAUGAUGAGGUCAUAGGUGCAGGUGUGGAUCAGUGGUUGCAAAAAUAUGGAUGGGAUGACGGAAGUAAGCCGAUGAAGGAGAAAGUCCGCAGUGUCUUGUAA